GCGGGCACCGCCGGGGUGGGCGACCUCUGCAGGCUCCCGACGGAGCGCAGCAGACUAGCGACCUAGGACUCGCUGCCAGGCACCAGCGAGCCCCUGGGACCUUCUCUGCCCUCGAGACAGCAGCGCAGAGCUGGUGCAUCCUCCGGGUCCCGGGCUCAGCUGACCGACGGCCGGUGUCCCGUGCGCCCGGCUCGGCGCGCCGGGUGCCAGGAGCCACUAGCACGAUGGUGGCACGCGUGGGCCUCCUGCUGCGCGCCCUGCCGCUACUGCUGUGGGGCGGCCUGGACGCCGAGCCGGCGGAGCAGGUCAGCCAGGAGCUGCGCGAGGAAGCAGAGGCAUUCCUGGAGAAGUACGGAUACCUUGAUGAACAAGUCUCCAAAGCUCCCACCUCCACUCAAUUCAGUAACGCCAUCAGAGAGUUCCAGUGGGUGUCUCAGCUACCCAUCAGUGGUGUACUAGACCGUGCCACCCUGCAUCAGAUGACCCGACCCCGCUGUGGGGUCUCAGACACCAACAGUCAUGCAACCUGGACAGAGCGGGUCCUGUUUGCUGGACGCCGGGCCAAAACAAGGCGCAAGAAACGCUUUGCAAAGCAAGGCCACAAGUGGUACAAGCAGCACCUCUCCUAUCGCCUGGUGAAUUGGCCGGAACGCCUGCCCGAGCCAGUAGUCCGGGGUGCCGUGCGCGCAGCCUUCCAGCUGUGGAGCAACGUCUCAGCCCUGGAGUUCUGGGAGGCCCCAGCCACAGCCCCUGCAGACAUCCGCCUCACUUUCUUCCAAGGAGACCACAACGAUGGACUGAGCAAUGCCUUCGAUGGUCCAGGGGGCGCCUUAGCGCACGCUUUUCUGCCCCGCCGCGGGGAGGCGCACUUCGACCUAGACGAGCGCUGGUCCUUGAGCCGCCGCCGUGGGCGCAACCUCUUCGUGGUCCUGGCGCAUGAGAUCGGCCACACGCUGGGCCUGGCUCACUCACCUGCGCCCCGCGCCCUCAUGGCACCCUACUACAAGAGGCUGGGCCGCGAUGCUCUGCUCAGCUGGGACGACGUGCUGGCCGUGCAGAACCUGUAUGGAAAGCCCCUGGGGGGCUCAGUGGGUACCCAGCUCCCAGGAAAGCUGUUCACUGACUUUGAGGCCUGGAGCCCGCACAACUCCCAAGUCAGGGGCCCUGAGACCCAGGGUCCUAAAUACUGCCAUUCUUCUUUCGACACCAUCACUGUAGACGGGCAACAGCGACUAUACAUCUUUCAAGGCAGCCACUUUUGGGAGGUGGCCCCUGAUGGCAAUGUCUCAGAGCCCCUCCUGCUGCAGGAGAGGUGGCCAGGGCUGCCCUCCAACAUUGAGGCUGCUGCAGUGACACUGGACGAUGGAGACUUCUACUUCUUCAAAGGGAGUCGAUGCUGGAGGUUCCGGGGUGCUAAGUCAGUAUGGGGCUCCUCCCUGCUGUGCCGGGUAGGGGGUCUGCCCCGCCACCCUGACGCAGCCCUCUUCUUCCCUCCUCUACACCGCCUGAUCCUCUUCAAGGGUGCCCGAUAUUAUGUACUGGCCCGCGGGGGGCUGCAAGUGGAGCCCUUCUACCCCCGCUUCCUGCGGGACUGGAACAAUGUUCCUGAGGAGGUCAGUGGCGCCCUGCCAAGGCCUGAUGGCUCCAUCAUCUUCUUUAGAGAUGACCACUACUGGCAACUUGACCAAGCCAAACUGCAAGUGAUCACCUCGGGCCGCUGGGCCACCGAGCUACCCUGGAUGGGCUGCUGGCUUGCCAACUCAGGAGGUGCCCUGUUCUGAAGACCUCCACCCCCUGAUGAACACUGAUGCUCUCAGGCCAAUUCACCUCUCCUGCCCCAGGGGCCGAGCCUAUCUCAGCUGCUUCUGAGCCUCGCUACAGAAGAGCAGGCAACAAAAUUGCCACCAGGAAGCUUGUCAGCGUCAGCACUUAUUCCCCCAGAGAAGGGGGCAUUGUCUCUGUGCUGUUCUCACCACAUGGAUGCGGGCAUGGAUCAAUCCAAGGAAAAGCAACAAAAGGUCCCGGAUCCUCAGCCGUUUCUCCCAAGAACCUCUUUCCUUCCUAGGCCUUGGGGAUUUUGUUUCUUCUGCCAAGAAUGCAGUUCUGUCGGUGAGUUGAUGGCACUGAAGUUCCACCAGGGAGAAUGCAAAGCCCAAUGAAAAGUUUAGAAACUAUUUUGCAAGACGGUCCCCUUCUCUUAGGGCCUCUUGGCUCAUUUCUUAGAAAACUGUGUUCUAUAUAAUCAGAGCCCUCACCCCCAAGAAGUUUAUUUAGGGUGAAGACAUAAGUUGUCUCUAGCAUCAGAGACCCUGUAGGGUACCAGGAUGCAGAGCAGAAGGGGACCGCUGCGGACCUCUUAGGAUCUGGCUUUUUGUCUGAGAAAGAAUGAAGAGGCGCCCCCAGCUGGUGGGCCCGGAAGCAGCAAGCAGCCUUUUUGUGCCAGUUCUCCAUCCUUCCUGGUGACAGCAGGUGGGCAUGGACGUGGGAGAGGCAGGGAUCACGCUCUUUCAUCCAAGCCUGGGCUAGCCAGCUGUGUGCUGUGAUGGGAGAGGAGGCCUGCCUCUCCCUAAAAAGCAAGACAUCCUCAUCCCCUCCAUUCCCUCUCCCAUGCUAGGUGGAGAGAGUACUGUGCAGCAGGGAGAGGUCAGAAGCCCCCUUGGGGGUCUGUACUGCUGCAGCAGCCUCCACAGGCCUAGCAGGUUGGGGAGAUGCCUGGUGCUUACAAUAGCCCCAUUCUGCAGACCACACACGCAGCAUUCCCGAAACUCCUGCUGUCUGGCCAAGAAUAGCUGGGAUUCCUGGAGAAGGAAUCAGCUCCCCAGCCUCCGUGUCUUGUGCCUCAGCUCUCCCUGCCCUCCCCCAACAUACACCUGCCAGUGCCUCCUAGGCACUAAGCUGGCUGCUUCCAGCGAGGGGAAUUCAGUCUGGCAGGGUUCUCGGUCCCCCAGGGACGUUGCUGGCCUGGCGUUGCCUGGCCUUCUCCAUCCUCUCUUAGAGCAAGUGCUUUGUGCUGCCCUGUCCUGAGGAGGCGAGGGAAGAGGGGGCCCCCCCCGCCCUUUUCUCUUUGGUUUGCGCCCAGAGGGAGAGGGAGAUCCAGUCUCUGUCACUCCCACCUGGAGCCGCCUUCCCCUCAUCUCAAGGCAGUGACACUUUGAUGAGAGGUUUUAUUGAAUGCCCUGAGGGGAGAGGGCAGCAGCUUAGUGGCACCAGGGAACCCCGAGGUUACUUCCCUGAAGCGAUGUCUGCCCAUCUUCGAGAUAUGCGUAAGGCUGCGUCAGAAACCAGGGUCGAAUGGGCUGCAGGCUGGGUGCUGCCAGUGUCGCACGUGCCCAGUUAUUCCAGGCUCUGUAUGGCUGAAGCCUGGCAGAUGACAGGUGGGAAACCUGCAUCAACAAUGGCUUCUCGCCUGAUGAGGGCGCUUGGGCUAAUGGCUAGGAGAGGGGACAGUUCUGUGCCACGUGCCGGAGAGGGCUCCGCCUCAGGGAAGUUGGGGGUCAGGCAAGCAAGGAAGACACCAAGGCUGGGAGUCAGUGCGCUCAGAACCCCCAGUGGCCUCCGCCCUACCCAGAUCCGGGUGCUCCAGAACACAGUGUGCCACGUAGGCCGGGUGGCUAUGCAGGGUGCUGCAUUUCUUGCAAAAGAGGAUCUCGCAGCGCGUACAGCCCCCGCGCUUCGGCCGCAGACGCGGCGUCUCCAGCACGCACCGCUCCUCGGGGAGGCUGCGGUUCCUAUGGGCAGGGACCCGCGCGCUCAGUGCCACAGCAACCCUCGUUCUGGGGCUCGGCACCCGGUACCCCGGCGCCCUGAGCUUGCCUCACCUGUCGGCGGGGGCCAUCAGGCUGCUGAACAGAGCGAAGGGGCUGAAGCAGCCCCAGAAGCCGGAGUCCGCGCGCCGCAGCAGCGCCACCUCCUGGGUGCUCGACUCCUGGCGCAACGGGCUGUAGGACACCGAGCCCCGCUCGCGGCGAUCGUCCUGGUCUGCUGCGCCGAGCGCAACUGCGUCCCCGGCCGCGCUCUCCACAGUCCCGGGCUCUUCGUCCUCCUCCGAGUCUUCCACUCGCUCCUGCGGCGUCUCCCGGUCCCACGAUUCCUCCAAUUCCUUCUUCCACAAGGGAGUCUUCGCGUCUGCGGGUAGGGAGGGCCUCAGUGAACUCUCCAGGGACCUGGGGACCCUGCCUGCUGCUAGUGCCUGCGGGACCACGAUGUGUGCGAGACGCCCCAGGCCAGCUAAGGCUCCGCCAGAGGGCGCAGAGCAUGCACGGUUCCCGGGUGCCCCGUUUCCCAGACUGUUGUAUUUCCUAGUGAAGGAUUUGCACAAGUGUCCUCGCUUUAAAUCAAGUUCUGUUUCCUCAUCUGUACAGUGAGAAAAAGUAGUUCCUACCUCCGGUGUCAAGCGCCCAGAUCAGUCCCCUACCUCCCACUUCAACCUCCUGGCUUGGCGUGGGGCAGGCAAUCAGUGCCAGUCCCGAUGGGACUGGACAUGCCUGAUCUCUAGAUAGGUUAUUAAUAAAUAUUCAUUUUAAUAGUG
Molecule: messenger RNA, 4528 nt
Organism: Cavia porcellus (domestic guinea pig)
Lineage: Eukaryota; Metazoa; Chordata; Mammalia; Rodentia; Caviidae
Gene: Mmp28
Product: matrix metallopeptidase 28
Exons: 8
Coding region: 225-1781 (518 amino acids)
Biological process (GO): proteolysis; collagen catabolic process; extracellular matrix organization
Cellular component (GO): extracellular matrix
Molecular function (GO): metalloendopeptidase activity; zinc ion binding
Source: RefSeq, a predicted model, not a curated record